This is a messenger RNA of Drosophila grimshawi, 735 nucleotides long. RefSeq names its product doublesex- and mab-3-related transcription factor 2 (gene dmrt11E). Gene Ontology annotation, molecular function: DNA-binding transcription factor activity, RNA polymerase II-specific; RNA polymerase II cis-regulatory region sequence-specific DNA binding. The transcript is spliced from 3 exons. The coding region runs from base 1 to 735 and encodes 244 amino acids. Gene Ontology annotation, cellular component: nucleus. Lineage: Eukaryota; Metazoa; Arthropoda; Insecta; Diptera; Drosophilidae. The record is from RefSeq and is a predicted model, not a curated record. Gene Ontology annotation, biological process: sex differentiation; regulation of transcription by RNA polymerase II.
AUGCAGUGUAGCCUGCCGGUGAACGUGAACGUGAACGUGAUAAGCUCCAAGGAGCGUCGGCUGCUCCGCACGCCCAAGUGUGCCCGCUGUCGUAACCAUGGUGUCAUCUCGUGCGUCAAGGGUCACAAGAAGUUGUGCCGCUGGCGCGAAUGCUGCUGCCCCAAUUGUCAGCUGGUUGUCGAUCGCCAGCGUGUGAUGGCCGCUCAGGUGGCGCUGCGACGCCAGCAAACUAUGGAGGCACUGGAGGCCAGCACCGGCACCGCCACCGCCACCGCCACCGGCAGCAAUGAGGCGUCAAGCGGAGCUGAGCCACACAGCGAUGAGGAGCUGCCGUCCACCACCUUGACAGCGCCCACUAAAUGCUGCUCCUCCAUGGCGGCCAACACGCUGCGCACGCGCCAGGCCUUGAUUACCCAGAAGCGCAUCUACAAGCAGCGGCUGCGCAACCUGCAGCAGUCCACACUGCAUAUCACCGCAGCCAUGGAAGAGUACAAGCAGCGUUUUCCCACGUUCAACUCACCGCUGCUGGAACGCAUGCGCAAGCGACGCGCGUUCGCUGACCCGGAACUGAACUUUGCAAUGGAUACAACGCUACUUGGCAGCUCCGCCUGUGGCGGCACAUCAGCUCCUUUGGCAACGCCGCCAACAACAAUUGGCAACGCCUUUUAUGAUCUAUUGGGCAGUGCCGCCGCAUCCGCCGCUGCUACAGCAGCAGCUACACCUAUCACCCAUUAG